Molecule: messenger RNA, 672 nt
Organism: Pecten maximus
Lineage: Eukaryota; Metazoa; Mollusca; Bivalvia; Pectinida; Pectinidae
Product: pectinesterase inhibitor 10-like
Exons: 2
Coding region: 1-672 (223 amino acids)
Source: RefSeq, a predicted model, not a curated record
AUGUCACCUACAGACAUGUCACCUACAGACCUGUCACCUACAGACAUGCCACCUACAGACAUCUCACCCACAGACAUGUCACCAACAGACAUGUCACCCACAGACAUGUCACCUACAGACAUGUCACCCACAGACAUGUCACCUACAGACAUGUCACCCACAGACAUGUCACCUACAGAUAUGUUACCAACAGACAUGUCACCUACAGACAUGUCAGCUACAGACAUUUUACACACAGAUAUGUUACCUACAGACAUGUCACCCACAGACCUGUCACCUACAGACAUGUCACCCACAGACCGGUCACCUACAGACAUGUCACCUACAGACAUGUCACCUACAGACAUGCCACCUACAGACAUGUCACCCACAGACAUGUCACCUACAUACAUGUCACCUACAGACAUGUCACCCACAGACAUGUUACCCUCAGACAUGUCACGAACAGGCAUGUCACCUACAGGCAUGUCACGAACAGGCAUGUCACCUACAGGCAUGUCACGAACAGGCAUGUCACCUACAGGCAUGUCACGAACAGGCAUGUCACCUACAGACAUGUCACCUACACACAAUGUCACCUACAGGCAUCAAAAUAUACUGAAGCUUCUCAAUCCCUCCCAGAAUUCAUUACGGUCAUCUGUCAACGGAUCACAAAUGUACCCCAAAUCAUGA